AUGGAUAGCGAUGGAAAAAAACUUUGCAACAAGCUCCAAGAGCUAAACGAAGAGAUUUCAGCGGCAGUUCUUGUGCAACAAGAUGCUGUAGGGAAUGCGUCGACUUUCCUUGGUCGCGAAGUUGCACGAAAGGAUGCGAUUCGGCUUGCGAAGAAGACAACAGAAUGGCGCGACGAUGUGUCAGCGCUUUCCAAACACAUUGAUCUGCAAUUAAAAAAUUGUCGCGCAUUGCGUACUGAGUAUGCGCAAUCAUUGUUGAGCCCGUCGGACCGUAAACGACAGGAAGAAACAGAAAAUUCACGUCUGCGAUGUUUACGAUCAGAUCUGCGGCUUCUUCAAGAAUUUCGGAUGCACUAUUCGCGGCAGCGUUAUGAGAAGGAUACUACACCACUAGUUACAAUAGAGAAAGAGAUGGAACAACUCAAAACAUUUCUUGACAUCAAUGUCAAGAAAGAGAAGAUUGGGGGCAACCAGGAGCAGUCUGCACUUGCGUUAGAAAUCUACGAGAUGCGGCGAGAUAUCAUGAGUCGAAUUUCGGAAGAUUUUGUCAAGGAGAAAAAGCGAUUGGACGUUGAAGCUGGCAACCUAAAUGCAUUGUUAAGUGACGGCUUUGGGAACAUUGGAAUGAAUGAGAAAGAUUCCCUAGCUUCUUGGGAUGCACAGCUUUAUAUAUCCUUUUCACUUGUACCUUUCAUGGAUGCUUUGCAGAAUUUACAGCAGGAAAAGCGAGCCAGACUUGUAGCAAAUAGCCAAAAUUCGUUGAUUCGCUUCGAAGAAGCCAAUGGUACUGAUACUACCGCGUUAGAGUUACAAGCACCGUUAGCAACAAAGGUCCAAGGCUUGAAGUUUGACUCACUACUAGAUGACGCGCGUAUCGCUAUGCAAAAGCUCGAGCGAGAAAUGAUCUUUCGCAUUCACAAGAUGGAGGACGUGAGUCUUAUUACCACGAAGGCUUUUGAAGAGGUCAAACUUAGUGUAGAGCUCAUGACAAAUAUGUACAAGCAACUAAGCAGUGCCAUGACAUUACACCAAAAAAGUGAAGACCAUUUAAAGCAGGAACGCGAUCAAGUAUCGCUUUUAUUGGCUGAAGAAAUCAAGAAAGUGACCAUUUUCGCAAAGGAAAUCGAGCACAAGGAUCGACUAAUUACACUAGCUAUGGCUGCACGAUAUGAAAGUAUUCAAUGUGCAAACCGUCACGAGAAGCUGGCGAAGGAAGCAAGCGACAAGCAAAAAAAUUGGAAAUCACAUGCUCUCAAAGCUGAAGCAGAGGCUGAAAAAUAUAAACUUCAGUUAAAAGAGGCAUUCCAGCGUCUUGACGUUACACAAGAGGAGCUUAGUGAUGCGAAGAAGUCAAUUACUCAGCUACAAGAUGAAGCUGAAGCCACGAGGCAGGCUGCAGCAAUUAAAGAAGCUGAGUUGCUUGCAGACUCCGACAAAAUACAAGCUGUUUUGCAACAAAACUUGGAUAAGACGAAACGCGAGCUUAUGGAGUCAGUAGCGAAGAUGCUCAAUUUGGAUAGCAGACUUCGUAAAGCCCAAGAAAGGCUUAUGAAAAAGGCCGCUGAUAGUAACAAGUAA
This is a messenger RNA of Plasmopara halstedii, 1578 nucleotides long. RefSeq lists its product as uncharacterized. The record is from RefSeq and is a predicted model, not a curated record. The transcript is spliced from 9 exons. Lineage: Eukaryota; Oomycota; Peronosporomycetes; Peronosporales; Peronosporaceae. The coding region runs from base 1 to 1578 and encodes 525 amino acids.